UUUCUACUCUGGCCAAUAGCUCGAUAAUUUCGCGAUGAUUUGUAGACUCGCUAAAUGGUGCGAACAAAAUGGCAGCACGACUUUCAUCCUUGAAUUAAGUUUGAACGUUGAUUACGGCACAACUCGAGCGAAGGUUUGAUAAAAUCACAAGUAUUUUCUAGAACAAAAAUAUUAAUAUUGUAUUCAGGAAUUAUUUGUUGGUUCUUAUGACUUAGAGAUAGGGGAGCUCAACAGGAGCUGCUUAGGCCCUAUCAACUCGUUGUUCCUCCGUAUUAGACAGGAAGUUAACGUAGCCUCAAGAGUGUGAUAAUGCCGGGUAAAAAGGAAAAGAAGGGUAAAGGAAAGGCCAAAGUUGUUCGGAAAUCGCUUGAAGAUCAGAAUAAGGAUUCGACAGAGAGCAUUGAAGCUGGACCUUCACAAAACUUUGAGCUCAAAGAAAAUGUUUCGGUUUCCAGCAACGAAGUCGAUGGGUCGUCCUUGCUUGGUUCGAGAGAAGCUUCUAACUCGAGUAUUGCCUCAGGAAAGCAAAGGAAAGGCGACGAAGAGUUAGAAAGGGAGACCUCAUUUGGUAAAGAUGAGGUCGGUGAGCUAGAAAAGGAGAAACCUUCCGCACCUGAUGUGGUAACAACCGAGCUAGAAACAGAUGAACUGCCUUCGAAUUCAAAUGGCAGCACGGAGGAUGAUCAAGGAGUACAAACAGCUAUUUUGAUAACAAAUCAAGAAAAAAUUGAGGAGAAAAUAACUUACACUGUAGAAACCAAAAUGGAAAUGAAAAUUGAAGGGGCUGUUUUAGAUGAAAGCUCAACUGAUGCACCCACUAACCUAGAAGAUACAUAUCAGUCAAUGGGAUCAGAAAGGCCAUUAGUUGAGAACAUUCCCACUGAUGAAGAAAGAAGAAAUCUCUUGCCAGGUGAUAUGACAGGUGCAGACCAUAGCCAAGGUCCUAAAGAGUUUAGCCAAGCAGACACACAAGACACUAGUGGAGGUGGUGCAAGUGAAGUGCAAGAUGAUAAACGUGAAAGGAGAAAUCUUGAUCCAGAUGGAAAACCAGAUGGUACUGAAGUAGAUUCUUUUGAAGUUUCAAAGCCAGAAGAUGAAAAUGACCAUGAGGUAAAAGUAUCUACUGAUUUGAAUAAGAAUGAAGUAAUAGAGCAUGAGAUUCCAGCUGCAAAUGCAAAUAUAAAUCAGACCGAGAAUGAAGAAGAUAGUGAAGAAGAACUUCCAUGGGCUAUGUACAGAGACAUAAAGAAGAAUGAAAGACCUUCAGACGCUGAAGAUGAGCUUUCUGAUGAUGAUGAAAUAGCUGAACCUCCAGAAGAGAAGAAUUACCCAGAACUCUAUGAGUAUCUUGGAUCUCUUGACAAUGGAGACACAGAGUUGGAAUCAAAGCAUAUUCCACCACCUUUGUUUGAAAAUGAAAAUCAGCAACAUAUGCACAAAGAUAUUGACCGUACUAAGCUGAGUUUGGCAGAGGAAGAAAUUGAGGACUAUUUGGAUGUGUUUGAAAGACAAGUUGAGGAAGAGGUCCUAAUGAUUGGUAACAUUGGCCUUAAUGAAGUUCAGGAUGAAGAACGCAACAUAAGAGAGGAGCAUGUAGAUUUCCAGAAAGCAGAAACCAAGAAACAGAAAGAAAAGAAGCAGGAAUUAAGUGCUGCAAUGGAUAGGGCAAAGAAGCACGUCAUGAAAGUUUUCAGGGAGAAGUAUGGGAGAGUAAAAGACAAGGAGGCCGCUUUGAUGAGAAGAGAUCGACACAUCCAAGGCCAGAUAACCAAGGCAUUCAGACGAUCAGAGAACCAGCUGCAAAAGGCACUAAGGAAGCGGAAAGCUGAAGUCAUGGCAAUGUAUGGCGAUCUAGUUUUCGCUGAUCGCGAAUUUGGCGGUGGUAAAGGCAAACGAUGGAAAGUGGACUGGGACAAAACUCAGCAACCUAUUCAAAUCAAGCUGAAAUGCCUCCGGAGUGUCAGAGAUAAACUGCCCUGUGGUGAAUAUGUUUUAAUGGUGUCGCUAUUCAGUCGACUUGGUGGUCACGUGAUGAAAUGGUCAAAUCUGCGAGGCCAGCAGUGGGGUGCUGCAACUUUGCCUCUGUUCCAUGAUGGGGAAUACUACAAUAUAGAACUGAAGAUUGACCAGAGCGUCUUCACUGUUUGCCCGUCGAAGCCAGAUAUAAGACCAGGAAUGAUUUUAAUGUUCGAGCUGUUUAUUCUAAGUGGAUCAUUCACCCCAACGGAUAAAGUUGUUGCCUGGGGCAGCUUUCCGAUUUGCGAUGGCUCUUUCAAUGUUAUUGAAGGAAAGUACAAAACUCCUUUGCUGCGCGGUACAAUCGAUCCAUCAAUCGAUAAAUUCCAAACGGUUGAAGAGCUGAUAGCGUUCGAUUUAGAACAUUGGCUUUGCAAUUUGUACUUUGAGAUCAACAAGUUGCCAAGGUAUCUAAUGGGCCAGAAGGAGUACGAAGUCGAGCUUCAGUUUACCUCUGGUUUGGUAAGCUAUCCCAUAAGAACCAAAACUGGUGAAGAGUUCGUGGAUGGUGAGCAGCCAGUAUAUGGCUCCGUAAGCGAUAUGGCUUCAAUUGCAGCAAGCAGGGUGUCAUUGCCGAACUCAAGGGCCAACAGUGUUCUUAGUUUUCAAGAGAAGAAUGCCGAUGCCAAACCUGGAAUGAGCAAUAUCAAAGUCACUGUAGAACCUCCCAAUAAGAAGCCAUCAAGGCCUGGGUCAGCUGUGUCAGUGCUCCAGAAGGCGAACGAAAUAUCAACAGAGCUCCGACAGAGAAGAACGUCUCGCACUUCCAUAACUUUUCAGCCAUUAGAUGAUACAGCUUCUCGCAAGUUGUCCGCGUUUGGCUCGCGAAGAUCCGUGGGAGAACGCAGUUUUGCGUAUAGUGAUGAUACGGAUUCGGGCAGUGGAACAGAUUACAAUGAUGAUGAUGUCUGUAUUGUCAAGAAGGACUUUGGGUUCAGGAAGGUCAAUGGGCAGCCUGGAAUGUACUACAAGGUGCAUCAAAACAAUCCAGUCGAUGUCUACAACCGGAAACUUCUGAGGACAAUACCGCUGACAGCUCAGCCAUCAAUAAGACGGAAGAAAAAGAGACUCACCCAUCAAGACGAUCUCAAGCAGCACACGUAUAAUGUCAAAUCUAUUUGGUCAAACAAAGGACACAUGCCUCGCAAAGGCCGUGAAAAAAUUCAGUACAUUGGCAGAAUGAUGCUUGCAGAACUCGGAUUGUCUCAAUGGAGAAAAGGUCAGUUCUGGGUGACGUUGUUCAUGUUGCUGAUCACGUGGUUCAUGAGAAUGUACCUGCAUUACUUCGGUCAAUGGGUGCUACUCAAGGCACUGUCUAUUCCAAUUAACAAGUACAACUUCUAUCCACACACUGUGAACUUGAACUACCAGGACACACUGCUGCAAGCGAGACAUGAAGUCGGCGUGGUCAUUGUUGGACCUUUUGCCAACUUACUUUUGUUCCUGCUAUUUAUUCCAGUGACAAUGAUGUUCCAGCGAAUCUUCAAAUGGUUCCCUGAUAUCAUUACUCACUUUAUACUCGCCUUUGGACUACAAGCGCUCUUGGAUCCGCUGUCAAUUUUGAUCGUUGACUGCAUUCUUGGAAGAUAUCAAAAUACAGGAGGAGUUGAACCAAUCGGCGAUGCAUUUAAAUUGUACUGGCAUUUCUACCGUAACUACAGAAAUGAUGACGUCACAUUGUAUGUGAGCAUUUCAAUGACAACGUUCCUUUACAUCUGUAUUGCUUUCUGCAUCGCUGCCUUGUGGUAUAUGUUCUUUAUACGACUGCACAACAACGGCCGGUUGAUGGACGUGUAUUGGAGGCUGCAUGGAAGUGAGGAUGAGUUCUUCCUGCCUUAUGAUUUGGAGGUCUCAAAUGAAGAGCUGAACUUUAUUUGUCUUAAAGCAGAGCAAUGGCGGGGAGAGGAAGGAGAGAGAAAGAAAAUCGCAGUUUAUGAUUAUGUUUGGGAGCAAGAAGAGCUGGUCGAUGAAUUCUGGGAUGACCCGAACGCGCACGGCCAGAAGACUGGAGCCAAAGAAAUAACAUCCCACGUCUCAAUUCAUUCCAUCCAUACUGAUGGGCUUAUUGAAAUAUACAGGCAGUUCUUGCGAUUGCCAGAUGGUGCAGUUAUUGAGGUCUUUGGUGAGAUGAACAUGCCAGGAAUCGACGAAGGAGUCAAGCAAGCUCUUCUAAAGAGCUCUGGCUUCAAAGGCGUUUCCAAUACAGUGAAAAGGAGCAGAUCUCUCAGUGUAUCAUCGCUUAGUAGCUCAUCUGGUCGGAAAACCUCCUUGAGGCGUAUGUCAUCAAAUCGUCUGGAUGUUCCUGUGUAGAGGGGUUCUUUUGUAUAUAUGUAGAUAUGAGCACCAACGUUUAACUUAUGUAUUAUCAUCAACCAGUAAUUUAACAUGUGUAAAUAGAUACAUCUUGAGUUGCUCUUAAGUGUGCCAGUAAAAGACAGGACCUAACUAGACCACGUGUCAUAAAUAGCUACGUUAUUUGAAAUAGGUUUCCUCUCGCAUCUCCAUUUCCGUGUUUCUUUGCUUAAUAAGCAAGCCACAACAUUUCUAAUGAUAAUUAUUCUAUUUUCAGUUUUAACCUUGAUAAAAAGGCUUCUUACCCCAUCGAUCAAACAUGUGAAUUUUUCUUAGACCCCAGAAGCUGCAAUCUAGAGUCUAUGCCAAUAUUUUUAAAUUGCUUUAUAGCUGACGCAAAACUUAUACGUUGAGCUGUGUCAUGAACUCGUGUCUUCUUUCAACUAGAAGAGUUACUGUUAUGCAACUAUAAUAUAUAGAGCCCAACCAACCAAAUUUCUAAAUUUUUACCUAUGACAGAGGUCUUUUUAAGCGUGGCAGUUUAAAUAAAAUAUUCCCAUUAAAGGUUCAAUCGUGCUUCAGUCAUCAAAAUGCCUUACUUUUGCCUUACUUGCAAAAUGCUGAAAUCUUUUUUCUUUACUGAAAAGGCCCUACUUAACCUUGACAUUGCAUCACUGAAAUAAUAGGAUCGUUUGUUUAUUAUGCUUACCAUUUUUAGUGUGUGUCAUUAUGGAUAUAAAAACUAAUUUGGAAGUGAUCUUGUUGUUCUAAACCACCUUGCAGCUAUUUAAACUGAUUUAACAAUCACUACGAGACGAGAUGCAUUUUGCCAUCAAAUAUAUAUAUAUUUCUA
Rhopilema esculentum is the source of this 5161-nucleotide messenger RNA. RefSeq lists its product as uncharacterized. NCBI's taxonomy places the organism in Eukaryota, Metazoa, Cnidaria, Scyphozoa, Rhizostomeae, Rhizostomatidae. The record is from RefSeq and is a predicted model, not a curated record.